AUGGCGAGCUUUCUCAGAGGCAAGCAGUCGGGCAUGUCGAAUGACUUGUCCGCCAACAUCCUGCCGGAGCUGUUCGCGCCAGAUGACAGAUUCCGAUAUGGCAUCAACUCCCAGAUUAGCUGCAUCGCUUACGAGCCCGUUCAGUCCCUCAUCGCCAUCGGUACGAGAGAGUCAAAGUUUGGAACCGGGAGGAUCGAGGUCUACGGCCAGAGCCGAGUGCACAAGUUCCUAGUCCCGCCGCGACCCUGUUCGUUCGCCGACCUGCAGUUCUGCGCCAACCGCUUGGUAAGCUUGGACACCAAGAACGAAAUUCUGAUAUGGAAUCUGGAUACGGGAGCUCGCGUGAAUGGAUUCCACGCCUCUGGGGUCGUCACUUGCAUACUGACCGACCCCAUGCUGGAUUGGUGCUUCAUCGGCACCGCGAAUGGCGAGGUUGUCGCUUACGACUUGGACCGCGAGCGCCUCUCACCCUUGAAACUUCCAAACUUCUGGCUGGAGAGGGACCCGAAAGCAAGAGCCGUUGGCCUGGUGUCGAUGCAGCUGCACCCCCGAGACAUCGGCAAGCUCAUGAUAGCGUACACGAACGGUGUAGCUUUCUACUCGUUCAAACAGAAUCGAGCCACCCAAUUCUUCGAGUAUCAAGCUCCGCCGGGCGCACCUGGCGGCAGUGGUAUUGCCGUCGACUCCCUGAGAAAGCCAAAGGUCACACACGCUGUCUGGCACCCUACGGGCACCUUCAUCGCGACUGCACAUGAUGAUGGAAGCCUGGUUAUCUGGGACGCCAGGGACGGGCGAGUCGUCAUGGCACGCACGCUAUAUGAAAUGAACAUCGACAAGCCCGUUCCAAACGCGGCAACUUCGAGCCCGAAGCAUCCCUAUCUUCGCAUUGCCUGGUGCUGCAAGGAAAACCCCGAGGAUUCCGGUCUUCUGAUUGCCGGUGGUCAGUCUCUGGACAACCCGGCGAAUGGUUUGACAUUCAUCGAACUAGGCGUGACACCUAAUUACCAGACCUCUUCGUGGCAGGUACUCGCAGACUAUUGUAAAGGGAGAAAAACCGGCGUCCUCGAGACGCCUCCUGGUGCAGAGGUCAUGAAUUUCUUCUUGAUUCCACGAUUCUCGCCACAUUUCAAUGGAGCUCAGGAUCCCAUCGCUGUCAUCACACUUUUGUCCUCGGGCGAACUUCUCACCAUGAGCUUCCCCAGCGGGUACCCCAUAUCCCCGACCAACCAGCUCCAUCCAUCUCUCUCAUUUGUCCAUCCAUUCGCCGUCAAGUUUGCUGUAGCCACAUUGGAACGCGGGAGAUGGCUGGGUAUGGUUGAGACACGCAACCAAGGGGACGCCCUUCUGAAAGGUGGCAAAGAGGCGCCGUUACCACACCGACGCUUUGCGGGGCGAAGUAUCAUUCAGGUUGCCCACGCCGAUGGUACUAUUCGGAUAUGGGAUGUCGGUCACGGUGAUGAAAUCGAGAAUCCUACCCAGCUGCAAGUCGAUGUAGCAAGAUCACUGAACAGGUAUGACGAUAUCAACGUCACCACCAUGAGCAUGGCGUCCAACACAGGAGAGUUUGCGGUCGGCACGCAAGGCGGAGAAGUCAUAAUCUACCGCUGGGAGGGAAAUAGGUUCUUCGGACGUAGCCAGGAGCAACAUCUCGAUCCAAAUCCGGGCGGUCUCACUGACAUCAGCACUCGAACGGAACCUUCACUCAAGCAAGGACUUCAGCCAUCUCAUCUCUACGAGAUGAUGCAAGGCCCCAUCAGCGUGGUCAAGGUGGCCGAUGUCGGAUUCAUCGGCGUUGGCUCAGAGAACGGCUUCUUUAGCAUCAUUGACAUGCGGGGGCCGUCUGUCAUACUCCAAGUGUCCAUGGUCGACUUCGCAAAGCAGGACAAGCGCUCUUCCUUCCUCCGCGGCAAUGCCAAUUCGUCCGGUGCCAAGGAAUGGCCGGUAAUUGUGCAGUUCGGCGUCAUGACACUCGAAGGUGACAAGUACUCCAGUAUAUGCUGUUUCGUCGGUACCAGCCAGGGCAAGGUCAUAACCUUUACCCUGCUUCCGUCCGGCAACGGCUACACCGCGAAGGUAGCUGGUGUAACACAGAUGAAUGAUAAGGUUAUUGCCAUCUGCCCUAUUGUUGCCGACACAGGCAAGCCAGCAUACGCGACGGGCCAUGCGGUUGCAGGCCUUCGGGAGGGCAAGCAGGUGAACGGUCUACUUGUUGCUGUAACUCAAUCGGAAGCACGCAUCUUUAAGCCGGCCUCAGCAAAGGGCGCAUCCAAGUCUUUCGACGAUUACCUCUGUGAUGCCGCCGCAGUUACUGAGUUUGAUUUGCACGGCAUGGCUUUGGUGGGCGUAUUUGGCGACCGUAUCACACGCGCUUUCUCUCUGCCAGGCCUCAAGGAGAUUGGCAGUGCACCUUUGAAGAUGAUGGAUGGCAGCAGAGCCACAGACUCGAUUGUUGACGAAGACGGAAAUUUGUUCUGCUGGACAGGACCCUCCGAAAUUGCCGUGCUGAACGUCUGGGGCGCCGGUCAAGAGAUUGAGAACACGGCGGAUAUCCUCAUCAACCCAGAGCUCCGCAUACCACCGCGUCCAACAAUCUCCAAUGUGCAGUGGCUGUCUGGAACGCAAUACAUUACGCCCACCGACCUUGACCUUCUCAUCGGCGGUCCCGACAGGCCCCCUAGCAAGCGUAUGAUUGCAGCGACUGCUGCUGAGAAACGUGCCGCGGCAUCGGGGCAGCUGAGCCCCGGAUACCCUCGAACACAGGAGGCAGAGGGAUGGGGUGACUACCUCACCAGGUCCUUGAACGAGCGCACGCAGAAGCUCAACCUCAUGGGCGACAGUAUGGACAGCGCGGCAGAAGCCAGCCAGCGAUGGGCUGAGGAUGCGUCAAAAUGGGCAGGUCAGCAGAAGCGAAAAAUGAUCUUGGGUGGGCUCACGAGCAAAUUCUUGUAG
Messenger RNA from Neoarthrinium moseri, 2949 nucleotides. RefSeq lists its product as uncharacterized. Gene Ontology annotation, cellular component: cytoplasm; plasma membrane. NCBI's taxonomy places the organism in Eukaryota, Fungi, Ascomycota, Sordariomycetes, Amphisphaeriales, Apiosporaceae. The transcript is spliced from 3 exons. Gene Ontology annotation, biological process: regulation of protein secretion; regulation of exocytosis; establishment of cell polarity. Gene Ontology annotation, molecular function: syntaxin binding; GTPase activator activity; myosin II binding. Bases 1 to 2949 code for a protein of 982 amino acids. The record is from RefSeq and is a predicted model, not a curated record.